Messenger RNA from Geosmithia morbida, 840 nucleotides. RefSeq lists its product as uncharacterized. Lineage: Eukaryota; Fungi; Ascomycota; Sordariomycetes; Hypocreales; Bionectriaceae. The transcript has a single exon. The record is from RefSeq and is a predicted model, not a curated record. Bases 1 to 840 code for a protein of 279 amino acids.
AUGACCGACUCACCAUCGUCUCUCGCAGCUAUGAAGCCCACACCCAAGCGCAAGAGAGGCGUCAACACGACCCUCACACCUAUCCAGUUUUCAUUUGACCCUUCUCGCGUCGUGGAGGAUGGUGCCGACAGCCCUCGGUCCAAAGUUGCCCACAAGUUCCAUGGCCUGGCAAUCGACGGUGAAGGUGGGGGUGGGGUACCCAUCGGUUCCAGUAUCGGCGAUGAUGUCAAUGUUGCCCAUGAGAGCAAGCGUCAGCGGCAAGACGCCGACAUGUAUGAUGGACCCUCGGACGGGCCGCCCGUUGCAGAGCCAUCGUCGGUGACCGCCACGGAACCCACUGAAGGUGGUGCAGCAUCGCUGCCGUCCGAGCAGCCAGCGUCUCACAACUCCCUCAUGGCGGAAAUAGCCAAGGCGGUUAGCAUGAGGUCGGGCACGCCCCCACCAAGUUUGAGGAAGAGGAUGGCCGAGAAGAAGGCCAGGCUUAAGGAAGAUGAUGAAGAGAUGGAUAUUGUCGAUCCUGUGCGUGCAGCCCUCACGUGGCGCGAUGAGGAGAUAACAAUCUACGACCCCGAGGAUGUUGACGACGAUGGCACGGGGGUCAACGGCGUCGGUUUCAAGCCCACUCCCGCCUUGGCUCACGCUCGUCUCAUGAAGCGACGCCAACAGCUGGCCGAGUAUCGUCGGCGCGAGGAGGUCGAGGCUAGGGCUUUGCGCACGCAGCGGCGCCGUGGUCAGCACCGGACGUCCUCGUCGCCCGACGGCAGUGGAUCGCCUUCACGUAGGGUCCGUUUCAGAGAGGACAAAACUGUAUCCUUUAUUGCCACGCCAUUCUCGGCAUAG